Pneumocystis carinii B80 is the source of this 513-nucleotide messenger RNA. RefSeq lists its product as hypothetical. Gene Ontology annotation, molecular function: protein heterodimerization activity. Gene Ontology annotation, cellular component: transcription factor TFIID complex. The coding region runs from base 1 to 513 and encodes 170 amino acids. The record is from RefSeq and is a predicted model, not a curated record. NCBI's taxonomy places the organism in Eukaryota, Fungi, Ascomycota, Pneumocystomycetes, Pneumocystales, Pneumocystaceae. The transcript is spliced from 2 exons.
AUGAGAGAAAGGUUUUUUUUUUCGUUAGCAAGAAUAUCAGCUAUACAAGUGCUGCGUUCAGCAGGAAUUACUCGUGCAAAACCGGUAGUAGCGGAUAGUUUUACUGAUAUUUUUAUUCGGUACCUUGUUUUAUUGGGUACGACAGCGAAGCACUUUGCAGAAAUAUCAGGACGACCAUUAGUUGAAAUGGAAGAUUUACGAGCGGCAAUGGAGAGUAUUGGAUUAUUAGGGGUAUCAUCAGCAGAAGAUGAUGUUGAACCGAUAGAAAUAUUUUUGAAUUGGUGUAAGGGGAAUUUUACAGCAGAACUUCGACAACUGUCAGGUCAAGAGUCUAAACCGGGUAAUAUGAGUAUAGGAUGGCUAGACAAAUUAAUGCAGAAACAUAUUAAGGAAAAAUUUCAAGGAACAGUUCUUGAUAGUAAUGUAGAAACACAAGUUCCUAGAUUAGCGGAUCCUCGUAUAAUUAAUUUAUCGCCAUUGAAUGAGAAGAUUGAAACAAUGUUAAAAAAAUAA